Molecule: messenger RNA, 1542 nt
Organism: Humulus lupulus (European hop)
Lineage: Eukaryota; Viridiplantae; Streptophyta; Magnoliopsida; Rosales; Cannabaceae
Exons: 9
Coding region: 56-1234 (392 amino acids)
Source: RefSeq, a predicted model, not a curated record
AAAACCAGAAGGCCAAACCAAAAAGAUCUCUUUACUCUUUCUUUCUCUGUCUUCCAUGGAAGCCCUGGCAAACUCUGUGUUUAUUCCCAACUUUCCAGAACAUCACCCACUUCUUAAUACUCAAUCUUCUUGCGUUAGAGCCUCCAAUCAGCGAUUUGGGUCCUUGAAAAUCAGUGAAAACUCUGCUUUUCUUAGACUUCGUCUUCAUGCCGUCCCCAGUGAGGCUUCUGGGUCCGGUGAAGCUGAAGAUGAGAAGCCAUUGAAUAAUGGGUUUGGCUUGGUUUCUGAAGACGCCGUCUCUCUGUCUCACGGUGAUUCGAGUCAAUGUGAAAGCAGUGAGAAUCAUUUAAAUGUGGAACCAACCAUGGAUUUGCCUCUUUCAUCCCAUUGUGGAAGUAGUGCUGGAGGAGGAGGAACCAGAGCUGGGCUUUUUAGAACACCUAUUUCGGGUGGUGUGCAAAGCGCUACUUCAGCUCAUGGCUUACCUCGCCCAGCCUUAGCCGUUCGUAAUCUUAUGGAGCAGGCCAGGUUUGCUCAUCUAUGCACCGUAAUGUCUCGCAUGCACCAUCGACGUGAAGGAUAUCCUUUUGGUUCACUGGUAGAUUUUGCACCUGAUUCUUCUGGACAUCCUAUAUUUUCAUUUUCUCCAUUGGCCAUCCACACACGGAAUUUGCUAGCAGACCCAAGGUGCACCCUAGUUGUGCAGAUUCCUGGAUGGAGUGGAUUGUCAAAUGCAAGGGUAACGAUUUUUGGUGAUGUCUACCCACUUCCAGAACUCCAACAGGAGUGGGCUCAUAAGCAAUACAUUGCUAAGCAUCAGCACGGGCCAUCUCAACAAUGGGGAAAUUUUUACUACUUUAGGAUGCAAAAUAUAAGUGACAUAUAUUUCAUUGGUGGGUUUGGUACUGUUGCUUGGGUUGAUGUCAAGGAAUAUGAAGCCAUUCAACCUGAUAAGAUUGCAGUUGAUGGUGGGGAGCAGAAUCUAAAGGAACUCAACGCAAUCUUUUCGAAGCCUUUAAAAGAACUGUUGUCUGCUGAAACUGAAGUGGAUGAUGCUGCACUCAUAUCUAUAGACAGCAAGGGAACCGAUGUUCGGGUUCGUCAAGGGGCGCAGUUCAACAUACAGAGAGUUUCAUUUGAUGAAGGGCAUUCUGUUGAGACACUAGAAGAAGCCAAGGCUGCCCUUUGGAAGCUAAUAAAGAAAGGUCUAGUAGUAUAUAAUUUGCAGAAGUAAAAGUCAAGAAGAGUGGUUUCAACAUAAUCCUUUCUUUUAAUAAGAUUCAAGGCUUGCAACAAGUCCCAUCUUUUUCAAUCCAAGUAGUAGAGUAUAAGUAUUUUACAUCUUUUUUUUUUUUUUGGUUUCCCUUGCAAUGUAACUUGUUUUACCAUUCUAGUCCUGAAACAAAAAGAAAAGCUAUGGUAGAUUAUCUAAGUUUGAGUUUUUUUUUCCAUUAGGUCAAGCUUGGUGUGCUUGUAACAAAUUUUGUGGGAAAAUAUGGAAAAUUAUAUGUGAGAAGCAUCAAUAAUCUUUGUUUGAUAAAA